AUGACAAGCUUCUUCAAUUCCCCCCCAAAAGUCAUCGGCGUGUCGAUCGCUCUGCGCGCCGUGCUACUAGUCUACGGCGCCUGGCAAGACGCCCACUCCCCCAUCAAAUACACCGACAUCGACUACCUCGUCUUCACCGACGCAGCGCGGUACGUCUCGCGCGGUACAUCGCCCUACGCGCGCGACACGUACCGCUACACCCCGCUGCUCGCCUGGCUUCUCCUCCCGACGACAUGGGACACCAUCCCCGGCUUCUUCUCCUUCGGGAAGGCGCUGUUUGCGCUUGCGGAUGUUGUUGCGGGCUGGUUGAUUGCCAGAGUGCUCGUCUCGGCGUAUGGGAUGAGUCAGGAGCGGGCGCUGAAGUACGCGAGUGUCUGGUUGCUGAACCCCAUGGUUGCGAAUAUCAGUACCCGCGGCAGCUCGGAGGGGUUGCUGGGGGUGUUGGUUGUGGGGUUGUUGUGGGCGGUGCUCAGCCGGAGGGUGAGUCUUGCGGGAGUGAUUUUGGGCUUGGGUGUGCAUUUCAAGAUUUACCCGUUUAUUUAUGGGCCGGCGGUGAUUUGGUGGUUGGAUGCGGAGAGGGAUGGUUCGUCUUCCCCUGGGGGUACACCUACAGCUAGAGCUAGAGCUGCGCAGGAGAAAGACAAAGGGCAAGACAUCCUGUCCAAGAUGGUCAACUUCCUCACCCCGGCCCGCAUCCACCUCACGCUCGUCGCACUGGCUACCUUCUCCGCCCUCAACGUCUCAAUGUACAUCCUCUACGGCCUCCCCUUCGCCCACAACACCUACCUCCACCACCUCACCCGCAUCGACCACCGCCACAACUUCUCCCCCUACAGCACCCUCCUCUACCUCUCCGCUGCGGGCGGCGCCCGCACCGCCUUUGAGUCGCUUGCUUUCAUCCCUCAGCUGCUUUUGUCGGUGGUCGUAAUCCCGCUCGUCCUGGGGAAGAAGAGCCUGGCGGGGACGAUGCUCGCGCAGACGUUUGCGUUUGUGACGUUUAAUAAGGUCUGUACUAGUCAGUAUUUCCUCUGGUACCUCAUCUUCCUCCCAUUCUACCUCCCGGCUUCAUCUUUGAUGAAGAAUCCGAGAAAGGGGGUAAUGGUUGGACUGUUAUGGGUUGUUGCUCAGGCUCUCUGGCUGCAACAGGGCUAUAACCUCGAGUUCCUGGGUCUGUCGAGUUUCGUACCGGGGUUGUUCCUGGCGAGUUUGUUUUUCUUUGCGGUCAAUGUUUGGAUUCUGGGGAUUAUUGUUGAGGAUGUGGGUGGCUUAGCUUGA
Molecule: messenger RNA, 1275 nt
Organism: Aspergillus lentulus
Lineage: Eukaryota; Fungi; Ascomycota; Eurotiomycetes; Eurotiales; Aspergillaceae
Source: RefSeq, a predicted model, not a curated record